UGUUUCCUGCUCGCUGGCCUUGUUGCAGUCAGCGAGUAAGUGUCGAGGAAAAAAAAAAAAAGGGGAGUGGGAGGGAUCUUCGCUGCAGGCAAGAAGAUAGACACGGGACGGAGGAGGAGGAGGAAGAAGAAGCGUGAGCCAGUGGGGAGCAUUCGGCGAGGAGGAUAGAACGUUCAGCUGGUUAGAACGUUGUGAACAUUCCAUCCGCUGCCUUUUAUCCUCCGGUUCGGUCUGAAACGGCAGCGAUCGCUCAACAAUGAGAAGGAAAUCUAGGAUCCUGCUAUGCUUCGCCUUUCUUUGGCUGCUUGGGAUCGCCUAUUACAUGUACUCGGGCACCACUGUCAGUCGGAAGGAGGACUGGAAUGAAGUUGACACAGUUAAAAAAAGAGAUCCCCACAAUGUCAACGGAGAAGAUAAGGCUCAAAAUUUGGAGACCCUUCCUCCAGGUAAAGUACGGUGGCAAGACUUUGAUCAAGAUGCAUAUGUUGGAGUCACGGUUGUUCGUCCCGGUCAAGACGCUUAUGCACGUAACAAAUUCAAUCAAGUGGAAAGUGACAAGUUAAAGAUGGACAGAAGUGUUCCCGAUACAAGACACGAUCAAUGUCGCAGAAAACAAUGGAGGGUUGAUUUACCGGCAACAAGUGUGGUUAUAACAUUUCACAAUGAGGCAAGGUCUGCCUUACUACGUACAGUGAUCAGUGUGUUAAAAAAAAGUCCUGUUCACCUGAUCAAGGAAAUUAUACUGGUUGAUGACUACAGUGACAGUGCUGACGAUGGGGCUUUGCUUGGGAGAAUUGAAAAAGUCCGGGUUCUCAGGAAUGAUCGACGAGAAGGUCUUAUGCGAUCUCGUGUGAAAGGUGCUGACGCAGCGCAAUCCAAAGUUCUCACGUUCCUUGACAGUCAUUGUGAAUGCAAUGAGCAUUGGUUGGAGCCUCUACUAGAAAGAGUGGCCGAGGACAGAACAAGAGUGGUGUCUCCAAUAAUUGAUGUCAUUAAUAUGGACAAUUUCCAGUACGUUGGAGCUUCGGCCGACUUAAAAGGAGGUUUUGACUGGAAUCUGGUUUUUAAAUGGGAUUACAUGACACCAGAGCAGAGAAGGGCUCGGCAAGGAAACCCAGUAGCUCCAAUUAAAACACCAAUGAUAGCUGGAGGCCUGUUUGUGAUGGAUAAAUCAUAUUUUGAAGAACUGGGGAAGUAUGACAUGAUGAUGGAUGUCUGGGGUGGAGAAAAUUUAGAAAUUUCAUUCCGUGUAUGGCAAUGUAGUGGGAGUCUAGAAAUAAUCCCUUGCAGUAGAGUAGGCCACGUUUUUCGCAAGCAGCACCCGUACACAUUCCCUGGUGGCAGUGGAACCGUCUUCGCCAGAAAUACACGCAGAGCUGCCGAAGUUUGGAUGGAUGAAUACAAGAAUUUCUACUAUGCAGCUGUGCCAUCAGCUAGGAAUGUACCUUUUGGAAAUAUUCAAAGUCGCCUAGAGCUGAAAAAAAAACUGAACUGCAAACCUUUCAAGUGGUACUUAGAAAAUGUUUAUCCUGAGUUAAGGGUUCCUGACCAUCAGGAUAUCGCUUUUGGGGCUUUGCAGCAAGGUACCAAUUGCCUUGACACCUUAGGCCACUUCGCAGACGGAGUGGUUGGGGUUUAUGAAUGCCAUAAUGCUGGAGGUAACCAGGAAUGGGCACUAACCAAGGACAAGUCUGUUAAACAUAUGGAUCUGUGCCUUACUGUUGUCGACAGAGCUCCAGGCUCACUUAUAAAACUUCAAGGCUGCAGGGAAAAUGACAGCAGACAGAAAUGGGAACAGAUUGAAAAUAAUUCCAAAUUGAGGCACGUGGGUAGCAACUUUUGCCUAGAUAGCCGGAACGCCAAAAAUGGAGGUUUAACAGUAGAAGCCUGCAGUCCUUCGCUAUCGCAGCAGUGGAAAUUUUCACUUAAUCUACAACAAUAAAAAUGGCUCAUGGUUUGGGGAAGAUUAGGGUGGGGGGGUUAAUACCAUUUCAUGGACAUCGGUUCUGAAUGCAUUGCAGAUGUAUUUGUUCAACGUCCUGCGGAAUUAUAUACCUCAGUAUUCCAUCUUGGUUUUGGAAUCGUGAGUACAUUGGAUAUGGGGGGGGUGGAGAGUCUGAGAGGAGACAAGGCCUCGUGCACCCCUCUGCUCUGAUUGGUUAGAAAGUCUGCAUUAUUGCACAGAGGCCUUGAACGGAGUGACAGUGUCAAUAAACAGUUAUACGGACAUUACCAGAGAUGAGGUAUACAGAGGAGCGUGUGAGAAGCUAGUCUGCUAAAUGGAACAUGAUUUUUGAUGUGCACAUAUGAAUUAAUUUUACAUUCAGUCUCGUAUUUCUUCAUCAAAGUGAACCAAAAGUAUGUUUGUUUUUUCCCCCCCCUGGAAUUGGUGGUCUAUAUUCCCUUAAAUCCGUUUUACUCUCACUGCGUAAUUUCUAGUCACUACAAACUUUUUCUAAGAUCAACAAGAAAAUAUUCAUUCUGACCCUGCGGUUUCCGAUGUUGGCCAACACAACUUUUUUUUGUCAGUGUUGAUAGGACCGGAUAUUUCAGUGCAACCGUUCAGAAGACUCCAUUAAUGCAAUACUUUAAGUGGGAUACAUAUUGCCAUAGAUCUAAUUGAAAACACAAUGAUAUCUAUGUCUCACGAAGAGUUUUCAUACCUUCAAGACUACAUCAAGGCACUGAUGGGAGAACCAGAAUAAUCCAUUUGAUUGCUGUCAGAGGAACGUCGGUUUCUUUAAAUGGACAUGUAUAUGUGUGUAUUUAAUGCAGGUUAAUUGCUUUUAUCUCUUGACUCUAAUGUCUUUUUUUUUUCAAAUUGGUGCAUAUAGCAGUCCCAUUUCAGGAAGCUUAUUUGACAAAAUUGAAAUGUAUCCUCAUUUUGCUACAAUGAUCUUUCAUCUGUUGAUCGCUGAUUAGUUGCUAUUGACACAAGGGAAAACGUCUUUAAUUUUUUUUUCUUAUAUAAAAUAUUUGGUCAUCCUUGAAGUAGAAGAACCAUUGGUCAAGAAUCAGAUGGUAUGUGUCUAAGUCCCCAUCCUGGAACUUUGGAAUGCAGCGUACAGUAUUUUUUGUGAUGUAUGACUAGUGUUAAGAUUUAAUAGUCUCUUGCACCAAUCAUAAAUUGUGAAAACGGGGACUACUCUCCACCUGCUAUAGUCCUAAACUGUGCUACUUUAGACCAACAUAUUUAACUUAACUUUAAACACUUCAGCCAGACGGUUCUCUAGUAAAGUGUCUUGGCACUUUAAGAAAAUAAUUGGCCCAAUUCCAUGCUGUGCAUCACUGCAAGGAAGGUCAUACCCACAGCAUCUUCUCUGGCAAGCCCCUCUAGAUGUACAAAGUAAUCGACAUUAAAGCAGACAUAUUUUAGGACAAUAUGUUUUAUUGAUUUACUGUCUAUAUAGAAUUCCCUUAUUAAUGUGGUAUCAUUUUUAUGGACUUAUGCAGCACUGUAGCUCACGUGAUACUGAACCACUCUCUCUUUAUACUGCACAUCCCUUUUUGUCCUUUAUAAUGGCAAAUUUUAGGUAACAGUAGAACAUUUUUUUCAUCCUAAUAUAGAGUUAUUUGUAUCACUUGGGUACUGGUUCCUGUUGGAUGUCACUGACACACCAGGAACCUGUAUAGACAGAGGUUUCUUUACUCUGUAAGCUUCAGCCCUUGUGAAGGUGCUUUACUAUCAUUUUCAGGUGUGGAUUAACCCUAACUACAUAUGCAGUGUUUUCUUUCAAAAACCCAUAAUAAAGAGUAUGAGAGGACGUUUACAAAGUCUGCAUGAGAUUAAUCCCGUGAUUUUGAUAUGUACGGCCCCUGCUAUGUGAUUAUUCUUUUCUAUACGUAUCCUGCUUGGGUGAUUGUAAAUGGAAAAUAUGGCAUUAACAUUCUUUGUGAGGCUCUCGAUGUUCCCUCUUUAGCAAAAUAUGUUAUAUCAAAGAAAAAGAUACUUCCUAUAGUUUUAUGAGAUUUGUGAUGCUCCAUGUGAUUUUUUUCAGUUCAAAUAUAAUGAAAGUUACCAAUCUGAGUGUAUACUCCUGCUGAAAGCCCAAAUGUGAUUUUUAAAAAAACAAAAAAAUAACCUUUUUAAGAUGUCUAGCUGUCCCAGUUUCUAAGAACCUUUUAGCAUAAAACAAUUGUGUGUUUUCCUUUAAAGUGAAGUCUCUUUGGUCAGACCUCUAUAUGUAAAGCUAUUUCUGAAGAUAACUCGGUUGCAUCGGCUUCUACAUAUUUAAACCUUAAAUAAUACACAUCUGAUUUUAGUGCUCUGUCUUUAAAGAGCACCAAACAGUGGGCUGCCUCCCCACUGCUUUAUAUUUGGUAAGUAAAAAAGAGAGAGCAUUGCUUUUGAUGUUAGGUAUGUUUACAUGACAUGGUGUGCCAAAGUCAUUUGCUGUGAUUUCUGUAUAAAGCAUUGACUAUUCCCAACUGAAUAUGUAAAACAAACAAAAAAAAAAAUAUAUAUAUAACAAUUUACUUAAAAAGGCCCUUGAACAGUGAGCAAAGUCUUAUGGGGUCUUUGUUGUGAUGUAUUCUCAUUGUCAUCAUGGAAAUAAUACUGAUGUAAUAACAUUAUUUUUUUUAUUCAAAAAAGUAUAGUUUGGUAAUUGUUCUAUUUCCAUUUGGUUAAAAUAAUAAAAUGGUGUCUGCUGUACAGGGCCUGUACUUGUUCAUUUUAUAAAUGCAAAACAUCAUUGAAAAAUUGUUUAACUUAAAGAAAAUAAAUACUUUAUAGAUAAA
This is a messenger RNA of Spea bombifrons (plains spadefoot toad), 4740 nucleotides long. It is a transcript of the gene GALNT2, whose product is annotated as polypeptide N-acetylgalactosaminyltransferase 2. Gene Ontology annotation, cellular component: Golgi apparatus. The coding region runs from base 257 to 1942 and encodes 561 amino acids. The record is from RefSeq and is a predicted model, not a curated record. The transcript is spliced from 16 exons. Lineage: Eukaryota; Metazoa; Chordata; Amphibia; Anura; Pelobatidae.